Molecule: messenger RNA, 1225 nt
Organism: Mycena citricolor
Lineage: Eukaryota; Fungi; Basidiomycota; Agaricomycetes; Agaricales; Mycenaceae
Source: the annotation of a GenBank genome assembly
ACACCGGAAUGAAAAGAGAAAGGUAUGGCGGGUGCGGAGCCGUAAUUGGUCUCCCUUCGAGUCCUCUUCUUCGGCACUGAUGAUAUGGAUAGGCGGGAUGAGCUCAACGUGCAGGACGACUUGCCUGCAUCCAUCUCAUUGCAGGGCGAAUGGUCCCGGACUGGAGUGAUGAGACGAGAUUCCUGCCAUGAAAGCUCCUCGCACCGUGCGUUGCAGCUGCUGCAUCCUAUAACGAACGCAGAGAAGGGGUGUGCCAGAUACGUCCGCAUCUGCACGACGGUCUCCGAUACCCUUAUACUCAAGAAUCAUCGGACACCAAGGCUAUCAACAAGGUGUAUCGUGGGGCCGAAUAAGUUCUAGGGCAACGGCAAAUCCCCCACAGCCACCAAUGGAAACCCUCGCUUUCGCCGGGACCAGGGACCCUUCCGCGCGCUUACUGGGGUCUCUUACCGUACCUAGUAGUAUCAGCGCCUCGGCUCUUUUCGAGCCCCCAACGACUCAGCUUGCCUCUCGAUGAAGAAGCGCUACAGUGCACAAGGCAAGACAAUGGCUGGCGGGGCCAGAGCAUGUUAUGGAGCUUGAAAGGUACCCGGCUCUGGCAUUAAGAGUCUGGCGGGGACCUUCGCGGCUUGGGUGCCUGGGUCAGAUUCGGGAAACGUUGUGAGGUCGGCAGCUUCUCGUGGUGGCGGGCCUAUCGAAGUGCUAGAAAGAGCGGGGACUGUACCUGGGCUUGCUAAGGCAACGGAGGUAUUGGCCCCGUGGCAGGUGCUCGAAACGGGAUGUCGAGUGGAUGGCCGGUGCGUUGCAGAUCGAGCCAGGCGCGAGGGUCCCCCAAGCGGAGGACUGGAGCGCAGCCUCUCACCGCUGUCCACAAAUUGCCAUCGCAAGCCUAACUAGUGACCCUGUGGUCCUGUCAGUUGGAGUCGUGCGUGUAGUAUCCCAGACCAAUCUCGCACUCGCGCCUUGUGUUUUGCUUGCACCUCAAUCGGGGUCGAUUAAUGAUGAAAACGCCGAAACCUUGGGAAACAUCGCAGCUACUGAGAUCCUUGGCUGGCUAUGAGAAUGGGAGUGUUCUACGGAUUGUGCUAUUACUAUGCAAUGCGGACGCAGCAGGCGCACCGCAAUAGGACCAAAGAUGGGGGACUCCCAAAAAGGAACGGAGGCAGUACUCGAGGUCUCACCCGGGGUCGAACCGGGAUCUCAAGAAACCAGACGACUAAUGUCA